This is a messenger RNA of Python bivittatus (Burmese python), 861 nucleotides long. Its product is annotated as putative G protein-coupled receptor 148. Gene Ontology annotation, cellular component: membrane. Lineage: Eukaryota; Metazoa; Chordata; Lepidosauria; Squamata; Pythonidae. The record is from RefSeq and is a predicted model, not a curated record. Gene Ontology annotation, biological process: detection of chemical stimulus involved in sensory perception of smell. Gene Ontology annotation, molecular function: odorant binding; olfactory receptor activity.
AUGAGUAUAUUAAUAAUUAAUAUUGUAAGACAGAACUACAAAAUGAAGGAAGAAGUCAGAUAUUUCUUUCUUUGCCAUCAUCUUAUCAGUUCUUCUUUAUUCUGUGCUUUUGGCAUUAUAAGCAAUGCAGUACAAACAUUUCAAGUGAAAAUAUUCUGGGUCUGGAUCAUCUUCAGAAUACAAGCAGCAACUGGAGAAUCAGUCCUCAUAACUUUAGCUUUGAUGGCCCUCAAUACGUCCCUUGCAGUCUGUUGGCCUUUGAGAUACUUGGCAUUUGCGCACUCAGUGAAACACAAAGUGGCAGCUUCUAUUUGGAUUGGGACUAUACUCAAAUCUGCAUUCUUGAUCAUUAUUGAAGGUACAGAUCAGAAUCCAGAGGAAAUUUUUGAAGAGGAGCCCUCUUGUCCUACUAUGCUAGGUGGCAGUUUUGCAAAAAUAUCUGCUCUUCUUCUCAUUUCACUUCUUGCGGCUGCCAUAAUGACUGGCUACAUCUUCCUGUGCAGAGAAGGAAAGCUUGCUGGACAUUUUAAUUCUUCAAAUAAGAAAGCCAGAAAAACAAUCAUGAUUCACGGUUUUCAGAUGAGUUUUCAUAUUCUUCCACCUUUGAUUAUUGCAGCCAUUGGAAAAGGAACAGAGCAUACAGAGAUAAAAUUUGGAGCCUUUGUUGUUUUCUUAUUUGCACAAAGCUUUAGUCCUGUGGUUUAUGGACUUCGUAAUAAGGAACUGCAGGACAAGCUAUGCAUCAGACAAGAAGGAAGUCGAGACAGUAACGACUUGGUAAACAAUAAUAGCCGCCCACUGCAGCUUCAAAUGACUGAAAGAUCAGUCAGUGGAAAAACAACUUCUCCAUGUACUGUAUAA